This is a messenger RNA of Diorhabda sublineata, 1477 nucleotides long. RefSeq names its product E3 ubiquitin-protein ligase TRAIP-like. The record is from RefSeq and is a predicted model, not a curated record. Bases 172 to 1266 code for a protein of 364 amino acids. The transcript has 6 exons. Lineage: Eukaryota; Metazoa; Arthropoda; Insecta; Coleoptera; Chrysomelidae.
GUAAAAUGAUGAGACUUGACAAAAAAGAUACAAUAAAUAUCUACUAACGCGUAUUUAAUGAUUUUGUGAACAAAAAACGAGUUAAACAAAAGGUAAGUAUUCACUCGUUUAUCCACAAAAUCGUACUCCACAUGGAACAUUGAAUGUUUGAUAUUGUUAAAUUUUUCCGAUAUGAAUUUCACUUGUGUUAUUUGUGCUGAAUUAUUUAUUCCUAACGAAAAAAUAUAUUUUACACAAUGCGGACACGUUUUCCAUUACACCUGUUUAAUGAAAUGGAUGGAAAGAUCAAGAAGUUGUCCUCAAUGUAGAUGCGCACUAUCAGAAAAAAGUAUACAUCAAGUUUUUUUAAGUUUUUGCAACGAAAAUUCCGAUUUAGAUGCCACUAGUUUAACGUACAAAUUAGAUAACGUGAAUUUAACUUUAUCGUUGAAAGAAAAAGAAUUGAAAAACGUUAAGGAAGCCAAAAAAAAAUUGGAAGAAAUGAACGGAACCUUAGAAAGAUAUAUUGCAAUGAGAGAUACCGAGAAAAUAUGUUUACAGAACAUUUUAAGUGAUUAUAUAGAGCGUGCAAUUCAUUUUGAAAAUAAAUCUAAGGAAAAGGAAGUUGAAAUUUUGAAAUUAGAAAAUAACAUAAAAGACAUUGAAAAUAUAGAAAUGGUUCUAAACGGAUCUCGAAAACAAGUAGAUGAUAUUUUGAAAGAAGGGCAUAAUAUUGAGUUCUUGGCUUUGUUAACUGUUACUUUGAAAAAGGCCUUAGUUGAUUCUGAAAGGCAAGCCAAACAUUUAGAUUACACCUUAAAGAGAUACAAGAAUGAAAUAACCAAACUAAAACAAAAGAAUUCUUUGUUGGAAUCUCAGAAUGCGUAUAUGAGGAGAGAAAUGCAACAGAUCAAAAUUAAAACAGAAAAGGAAAAAGUUAUAUUGAAACAGGGAAUAAAAGCCUCUGAGAAGAAGUGCACCAAGAGCGCUAUUAAACCAGUGGACUUACUACAAGAUAAAAAAAAUUCUAAUGAUUUAUCAUCUUCAGUGAAUAAAAACCUGGAGGAUUUGGUAGCUUCAGAUUUGCCAUACCUGCCUGUAAAUAAUAAUGUCGGAGUAUUUUUAAAGACGAAACUUAAAGCUCCAACAACCGUUUCAUCAAGCAAAUCUACCAAUGCUUCAUCAAAUAAAAACUAUUCUUUAUUGAAUCGGAAUCUAACGGCCGAUAAGCACAAAGCAUCUACUUCCAAGGUAGCUUACGACGUUUUAGGAGGAUCUAGCAAGUAAAUACAAAAAUGAUUGAAGAGGACCAAGGAAUCUACAUUAUCGACUGCUGAAGUUGAUUCUCACAUUAUGAGGAAAUUAUUUAAUUUUACCAUUUGAGAUGUUUUUUUUGCUCCUAUCCUGGAUAAAAUCAUAUUCUUUCCGAUACCGGUAGAAAAAAAUAUUUUCAUUGUUCUUGUGUGUUUUUUUAUUGAUUAAAUUUAUUUUUUCAUAA